AUGGCGGGGAAUGGAGGUGGUCCAACUGGACCGAAGCCCCCGGCCGGGACUGUGCCGGUCGGCCGUGGUGGUGGCGCGGCGACUGGACAGAAGAACCCCGUAGCCGCUGGGACUGCGCCGGCCGGUGCGGGACGCGGUGGCGGCGCGCCGGGUCUGAGACCUCCGGCGGCUGGAGUCGGACGUGGUGUCGUGGCACCGUCUGCUCCUAGACCUCCGGUGGUGGCCGGUGCAGCGCUCGUCUCCGCGGGACGCGGUGGGGGCCAGAUUGGGCAGAGGCCGCCGGUGCAGCCUCGGGCUACACCGCCGCCGCACCACGUCGCGAGGUCGACGCAGAAGCGGCCUGGACCGGCACAGACACAUACACCGCCGCCUCUGUCUGCUAAUGGAGGGGCGGGUGUGCCCCGUGACCCAGCUAACAGUGGUGCUAAUGGACCGCCCGGGGACAAUGGGGUGAUGAUGGUUACAAUGCGUAUGGUGAAGGCCAGCAUCGAGGCUCGUCGUCGACGGGCGGCAGCCGUGGUUAUGCUUGGCAGAGUGAUGGUACAACUGAGAGACCUUUUUACGGCCCUCCGGGUGGCUUUGUUGAGGGGGCAUCGGGCCCUGACUACCGGCAGCGAGGUCGUUACCAUGGUCAUCGUGGUCGUGGUGGCCGAGGUGGCCGCUACCGGCAACGUCAACCUCCUCCACUUGUCGUCGUUGAGCAGAUGGACUCCGCGGAGGCGGCCGAUCCCGGUCAGACGCCGGAGCGCCCGGUCAGGCUAUGGAGGUGGUCGCCGCACUGGCUACGGCUGA
This is a messenger RNA of Aegilops tauschii subsp. strangulata, 792 nucleotides long. The record is from RefSeq and is a predicted model, not a curated record. Lineage: Eukaryota; Viridiplantae; Streptophyta; Magnoliopsida; Poales; Poaceae.